Messenger RNA from Exophiala mesophila, 1880 nucleotides. RefSeq lists its product as uncharacterized. NCBI's taxonomy places the organism in Eukaryota, Fungi, Ascomycota, Eurotiomycetes, Chaetothyriales, Herpotrichiellaceae. The record is from RefSeq and is a predicted model, not a curated record. The coding region runs from base 160 to 1494 and encodes 444 amino acids. The transcript is spliced from 4 exons.
CGUCUUGCUGUGGUGAUUCAGCUAGCUAGUCAUUCUUUUGGUGGUAGCAUUCCAGGGCACGAGCAGGAAGUGUUGCUGGCUGAGAAGAAGUGUCAACCCCAGCCUAGGACACGAUACAUCAUCUCAAGGGUUCUCACAGCUUCGCUGCAGCCUUCCAACAUGAGUGUUCUUUCUUCGCCCGUCCGACGCGUCCUGGGGGAUAAAGAUCCCAACGCGCCGCUACAGAUUCUGUCUCCAAACAAGACCAAAGUUGGCACCCAAGAUAGCAGUCCAAUUCACAACCGCUCGGAUCUCAAGCGACCUGCAUCUCCUACAUCAUAUCACAUUACCAGUCCAAGAGCUGGUCAGAAACGUCGACUAGAAGAAAUCUCCCUUCAACCACCUUCAGAACCUCAAAGCAGCCCCGCCACCCUCCUCCAGCCUUCAUCGCAAAAGACCGACAUGUUGAAUGACAGCAUUUCUCAAACAAGCUCGGGCCCUCAGAGAACAGAUCCUGACAAAAAGAGCACACCCAAAACUAUAUGGAACUCAUCCUUUCAAGCCUCGCAGGAAGAAUCUCAGAAAUUUGAACAACAAUUCGUCAUCCACGACGAGAUGAGCCAGAGGGCAUUGGACAGCAUGCAUGAGGUGAUAAUGCCUGACAACGCGUCGCAAUCGUCCCAACCUAAACCAACCCUGGUCGCCGAAGCCUCACAGCUCAGUCUGAGCAUGUCGAGCCUGAUCGACUUUGAAGGCGAGGAAAUGGAGAUGAUCGACGAGCCUGAUGUCGUGGUGGGUCAAAGACCAAGACCACAAACACAAGAGGAUGCCCGAAAAGAAAUGCUGCUCGAGAAAGCAGAAACCCUCCGAACUCGCCUUCAACUCGCCAUAUACAAGAUCAAAUCUAACCAAAUCACUACACCUUUCUCUCGUCUGCAGACACCCAAGCACCGAUCAACAUCGCCCGAAUCAGCCUUUGCAUCCUCAUCACCGAGAUCAUCCUCUACCGUUCGCGCUCCUUCACGCCUUCACCGCUCUGUUCUCACCCCAGAAACCAAGGUUGCGCUUGCUCGUGCUAGAGCUACCAUGGAGACGAAGCCCGCCGUUCGAUCUCUCUCCAGUAUCCCUGUACCCACCAUAAUGCCCACUACAUACUCUGCCAGAUGGAUGGACGACACAAAUGGAUCCAAGCAAUUGAGUCAGUCUAGCCAAACAAUAGCUCUUCCAAGCAGUCCACCUGUGGUUGAAGAUGAUGGCCAUGGUCCAGAUUCAGGUGCAGAAGUGUUUGAACCUAAGACUCCUAAUCAACCAUCAAAGCGUCGAUGCAGUCAAUCAUCUUCCUCGGACUGUGGCAGCGACCCUCCCACCGGCCAGAAGGACACGAUUCACAGCCAUCUCCUUCGACAUGGCGGUCUCACUAGCAGUGUGGUCAAAGGUGAAGCAGCAAAUGGGUUGCUCGAAUUGAUGAGAGGGGUGGGAACCACCUCAGGUGGGAGUGGUAUGUGCGGCAUCUGAAAGAGAGAAGGCGGGAGUCAGAAGGAGACAGCCAUAGUGAGCAAACUUACGCUACUCUUGGUACAAACCUAGGUAGCUAGGAAGUUGAUAUCUUUACCUUUGCACUCCUGCUUCAAGACAUGUCCUUAUGUUCGUGUUUGGUAUCUGCGUCAGGAAAGAAAGUUACGGAAAGUUUCCCGUCAUAUCUGGAACAACCAUGUCGGCGACUCUUCAUUGUUCGUGUGACUCAAACAGCAAACCAGAUUAUUGUGAGACUCUCUUAUUGGAGAAGCGGAAGCCUAUAUCAAAUAUACUUUGCUCCUGUCUAUAUCCAGCGGAACCAGACGGACUCCUGGACUUCUGCCUAUGCUAGCCAAACUUUAGAAAGAGGGCAACUUAUAAAACAU